AUGAAGGUAUCUUCGGACAUGCGUCUGUCCUGGCUUCAACGAUGGCAGUCCAUGGAUGAAGAUGGCUCCAACCUUCUAGACUACACCGAGUUCCUGCAGGCGUGCGGGCUCCGCGAUAACAUUUGGAGCUGGCGGAUGUUUAACCUGCUCGACAAGAACUUUGUAGGUGUGAUGGAAGCUUAUCUGGGCGCACGCGGGUUUGUCACGGCCGUUAACCGACGGGUCGCUGCAGCCGCUCAGCGUCAAUUUCAAACAAUGGCCUUGGCUGCAGCAAGCAAAAAGAUGCAAGUGUUGAACGGCAUGAGCUCAAUUGGAAACACUACAGCAAAAAAAAUCAGGAGGGUCGCGUCCGAAUCUAGCAUCGGGCGUCAUCUGAAUUCAGGGGGCAAUGAGCGACCAACAGUUGCUAAACCUGGAGACGUCGUCAUGAAGCGACUUAAGUUGUGGACAACAGCAACAAGUGCCGUAGACAGCGAGCGACCCUUAACGACGCGCGUGGAAAGAGUGAGAGCGACGCUUCGAAGAGUCGUAUCGGACUCCGAUCUGGGAAAUAUCGGCAAGUCUGAGAGAUCAGCCAAGUUCGGGGAGAGCCUUACAGGCGCCCGGGCUCGCUGGGCACGAUCAAUGAGCCCAGCGGAGCUCUCCUCUUCCGUGAAAACCGCCAGCAAGCGCGCGACUAAACACCUUGCGGAGAGUGCGCGCGACAUCUCCCAAAGCGGAGGCGCCAUUCGGCAGCUGUCGGCCCGAAAGAUGGCGGACACGCGGGGCUGGCUCAAAGUUGAGUCUGAAAUGCUGACCGAAGCAGCCAAGGGUGCGGCCAGGGACUUGGAGAAGUUCGGGAGGCUCAAAGCAAUAGCUACCGUCGCUGUUGCGCGACCGGACGACGAGACGGCCCGGAAAACCGGCAAGCGAGUCGGCGAGGCUGCCAAGGUCGGCGGCGAAAAGGCCCUUGCAGCUCUCAGGCGAUCCUUUGUCGCCAUCACCGCCGUGAGAUACUUCAGUGAGGCUGUCAAAGACGCUGCACGAGGAGGACUGCGACGGCAAGAUCAGCAACGCCCGACCAGUGCCAACCUGGGCGGUGAUCCAGACGUUGCCGAUAGUGGAUACGGUAUGCUGCUUGGUGGAGACGAGGAUAGCGAGGAUUCACAACGAGCUAGAGAGGAUGACGAGAGCGAGGUGCCGGCGACGGCGGAAGAAAAACUCUGGGAUAUCCUGACCGAUGCUAAAGCCAAGGCGGAGGUGAAGGUGUUCCAGGAGCGACACUGGGCAGCAACGGAGAAGUUUUACGAGAACCUUGUCACUGCGACGGAGAGGCUUGAAGAGAAAAAAACCAAGGAGAAAGGGAAAUACUCAAUCUUGAACGGGAUUGUUGGCAAGAAGCAAUUUUUGAAUGUGACCCCCUGCCUCCCUUUACGGUCCGGGUACGAAAAAAGAUACGACUUCUCGGCGGACUUCCCGAAACUAUGGUGCGUGGCUACCAUGCGUGACAGCCAAGGCGAAAGAAAGAUCCAGUACCGACGGAAGCGGCGAUCGAGCGCGUCGAAAAAGGCGGCAAAUGUCUUCAUGUGCCUCGGCCUCGAUGUCAACCGACAAAGGAAACGAGAACAAUCAACCGUGUGGCAAGUACUUGCAAGCAUACAAAACAAUAAAUUAGUACUCCAACAACACCAGGAGGCCGGCGAUGACAGCGGCCGCUCGAAGUUGGCAAAGGCUUUCAACCGGUGGCGGCUGAACACCUGCGACGCCGCCGUGGACGACCUGAGCGGUAGCUUGUCAACGCUAAGUAAAGGUGGCAGGGCGGCAUCAGAAGAGAGUUCCACGAACGCCCCCCGGCACAUACCGAGCCUCAUGGAAAUGUGGGAAUCUGCUGCUGCUGCUGGAGAGGGCGAGGGCACCCAUCUGCACGCCAUUAUCAUGAAGAAGGUUCAAGCCGACCGGCCUCUUCCACGCGAGCUGUGCGAGGCGUACGAGCGGGAGAUGGUCGAGAGGAUCGACCGUCGCCAGGCGGAGAACAACGUCCCCAUCGUCCCCAUGCCCAUUUGCUAA
Messenger RNA from Ectocarpus sp. CCAP 1310/34, 2046 nucleotides. The record is from the annotation of a GenBank genome assembly. NCBI's taxonomy places the organism in Eukaryota, Phaeophyceae, Ectocarpales, Ectocarpaceae.